Molecule: messenger RNA, 714 nt
Organism: Suillus subaureus
Lineage: Eukaryota; Fungi; Basidiomycota; Agaricomycetes; Boletales; Suillaceae
Exons: 1
Coding region: 1-714 (237 amino acids)
Source: RefSeq, a predicted model, not a curated record
AUGGCGUCUAUGAUGAUGCAGUUUAUUAUCAGUGAUGAAAAAAAUGAUCCCCACAAAUGGUUGCAGCUGAUGCUUGAGCUCACAAGCUCACUGCUACCAGGAACAGAUGUGUACAAGUUGUACAACCAUAUCCUCUCCACAUGUGCCAAUCCCAAGCGGGCAUACCUGCACUUGUCUGUCAUUGCUUCCCUCACAGACCCUCUUCCCAUCCUGCAAAUCUCAACACUUCUUGGCCCUUGGUUUGGCAUGGAUGUGCAGACAACACUGAUACAGCUAUGGUCUGUUCUGAACAUUCCUACAGACAACACACUCCCCAUGAAUAUCUAUCACUUGUCCAUUUGCAACUAUGUUUCCAACCCCUUAAAUUGCAGCCUCCCUCAAGUAUGCAAUAUCGCAUCACCCCACUCCCUACUUGCACAUUUGUCUUUCCAUUUGAUGUCAGAAAUUAGAGAAAGCUCAGCCCUCUUGGAUGCAUUCUCAGAACUGAAGAAGCAGAGCCAAGCCAUGCAACCUCAGGACCCCCAUAGAUUAAAGGACUCAUUGGCCUUCCUCAUUCAGCCGCCAGAGCCAGUGUCUGUUCUUAUCAGGAUGCUAUGGCUUCAGGGUGAUCACAGGUUAGAUGUACAAUCUUGGCUAGAGACUGUGGAUGGAUCAGUGUGGUUGCAGACCCAUAAUGGGCGAACCUGGCUGUGGACUUAUUGCAGGAAAGACUAG